This is a messenger RNA of Meloidogyne enterolobii, 4197 nucleotides long. NCBI's taxonomy places the organism in Eukaryota, Metazoa, Nematoda, Chromadorea, Rhabditida, Meloidogynidae. The record is from the annotation of a GenBank genome assembly.
UUUUGUUAACUUUUUUUUUCUAGAACAUGUUUGUUCCUUACCUAAUGAUUCUGGUAUUCAAUGUCCAGCACGUGUUUUAUCUCCAAUUUCUCGUUUUUAUUUUGAUUCGACAACUGGCUCGUGUAGAACUUUUCAAUUUUCACAAUGUGGAGGAAAUGCAAAUAAUUUUGACUCUCUUGAACAAUGUGAAGGAUUUUGUUUGGAAUCGCAAUGUCCGGAUGGAGGAACAGGUUUACGUGCUGGCCCAUCUUUAGCUCGUUGCAGUCCUGGAGAACAAAAUGGUGCAAGAUUAGCGGAUACUUGCCCGGCACAUUAUGUUUGUGUUCAACCACUUUUUGGACAACACAAUUUUUUUGUCGAGAACCUGUUGCUGCUGGAGUUCCUUGUUUUGGCCCUUUUUUGACUAUUCAACGUUUCCAUUUUAAUCAAAAAAAAGGACAAUGUGAAGCUUUUCAAUAUUAUGGGUGUGGAGGUACUGGGAAUAAUUUUAUUACAAGAAGUCAGUGUGAAAUGCAGUGUGUGCCUUCUGUUCAAAAUAGCUGUAAUGGUGUUGCCCCCCUAAACGACCCAGGCGACUAUGUCCAACGUUGUAAUGAUAAUUCUCAAUGUCCAAGUGGUAGCUGGUGUAAUCAAAAAAGUUAUUGUUGCCCCCAUGGAGAAACUGCUUGUUCAAGUCAAAAAAGUAUUGGACAUACUUGUCUAAGUCAAAGGCCUGGAACUUUUUGGUAUUAUGAUAGCGACACAGAUUCUUGCCUUCCCUUUGAAUAUUCUGGUUGUGGAGGAACUCCAAAUCGUUUUUCUGAACGAGAAGCGUGUGAAUAUAUGUGCUUAAAUAAACAAGAAAAUUUAAAUAAUGAUGGUGGUGAUGAAUGUCCACGUGGUAUGGCUCCUUUAUUAGCGUCUGGUGGAAGGGGAGGAGGAAGAAAUAGUAAAAUACAAAGUUGUCGACAGCCUUUGAAUAAUUUAAGUGGAGCUGGAAGUUCUUCGUCUUAUAAAAAAUGUCCAGAAGGUUCUUCUUGUGUUCAAUCAAUAAAUAAAAAAAACAGCCAAAAAUGGAUUUGUUGUAUUUCUGUAGCACAAUGUCCAAAUGGAAGAAAUGCUUAUUUAAUACCAAAUUCGGAUUCUAUAGUAGCUUGUGUGCCUGAAGCUUUGUUGGGAGAAGGUGGAGAAGAGGAAGGAGAAAAUUUUAAUAAAAAUUGUCCUUCAAAAUAUCAAUGUAUGCAGUCUGCUAAUGUACUUGGAUUUUAUAUGUGUUGCUCUUCUAAUAAUUAUAACAAUAUUGGUGGUGGUGGAAGGAGUAUUUCUAAUACUGAUUUGCCUUCAUUGUAUGAAGAGAAAUCAAAAAUUGGUUCAUUUACUUCUGCUGUUGUUAGCGCUGUUUCUGCUGCAAAGAAGCGUGCAAUGUCUUCAUUACUUGCUAAUUUAAAUGCAGCACAACAACAACAAAAACACCAACAACAUCAAUAUUCUGUAUUAAAAUGUCCAAGUGGUUUAUUAUCCAAUGGAGCUAAAUGUGUUGUUAAUCAAAUACAAGCUUGCCCUCUAGGAUAUUUGUGUAUUGGUGAUAAUAAUAUUGCUUCGGGUGGGAAAGGUGUUUGUUGUAAAGCGCAGCCAAAAUGUACAAGAAAAGGAAGGAAACCGGUUUAUAUUGCGCCUAAACAGGUUUUAACUUGUGGUGAUGAGGAAGCAGGGUGUCCGGAAGGUUCUCGUUGUUCUCGUUCAACUUUAUCAGGAAUUCAUAUUUGUUGUAUGCCAAGAGAAAGUUCUGCUGCUGUUGGUUAUGUCAAAGGGAGCAGUUCUUCUUCCUCAGCUUCAUCUUCAUCUUCAAAUUCUGAUAGAAGAACAAUUAGAAGGCCUGAAUCUUCACUUUCUUCAUCUUCCUCCUCAGCUUCAACCUCUUUUUCGCAUGUUCCCAAAAUUGUUCCGAAAUGUGCAAAGGAUGGAGCUUUGCCUUUUUUUGCUUUGGGAAGUAGAGUUCCACAACAAUGUACAGCAGAUAGAGAUGAUGAAUGUCCAGAAGAAUUUGAAUGUGAAAUGGGAACUGAUGAACAAUUUUAUUGUUGUCCAGCAUGGGAUAGAUGUCCAGCAGGCGCUUCUCCAUUUUUUGUUGAAGGAUCUCGCAAACCUUUGGGUUGUAAUUGGAUGGCAAAUAAUUGUCCUGAAGGAUACACCUGUGAAGGUUCAAAAGACCGUGCCAUUUGUUGUCGAAUGCGUGCAAAUAAAUUACAAUGUCCAAAUGGUCGGUCCCCUUAUCUUUAUGGAAAACGUCCAGUUGUUUGUCAUUCAACAAGUAAUAAAAGAAUAUGCCCUACUGGAUUUGAAUGUACACCUUCACAAAAUGGUGGUGGACAAAGAUUGUGUUGUUCUACACCGGAAAAUCACGCACCUGAAUGUGUUGCUGGUUUUGGCUAUCUUGAUCCUUCUACUGGAAGAAAUCAAAUAUGUGACCCAACACUUGAGACUUGCCCUCUCGGUUAUCGUUGUAAACGUUCAACACUUGCAAAUACACAUGUUUGCUGUUCUUUACCUUUGGAUAAUCGUUAUGAUGGUUAUUGCCCUCCUGGACAAAUUCCAUUAAUUAAUAGCGGACAACAAUUACAACAAGAAGAUUUUAUUAUUCCAACAAAUUGUCAUCAAGUAUUAAAUCCUUGCCCUUCUAAUAAUUUAAUUGGACCUCCAUAUCAAUGUAUUUAUUCAACUGAAAAACAAGAUUCUUUUUGUUGUGCUUCUGCUGGGCAUCAACGCUUUGGAAAUUAUUUUAAUAAUAACAAUAAUAUUGCUGCAUUUCCUUCACGUGGGGAAAGUCAACAACAACAGCAACAACAAAAUCAACAAAUGCAACAAUGGUUGCAACAACAACAACAUUGGCAACAACAAUUUCAUCAUAGAAAUUCUGCUACAGCAGCGCAACAACAAGCAGCUCAAGCAGCAGCGGCAUUACAAGCUUCACAAGUUGCAGCUGCUCAACAACAACAACAAUUGCAACAAGCUCAACAAGUCUCUUCUGCUGUUCAACGUUGUGGUGGUGAUGGACUUGAGAACAAUGAUUCUUUAAUGGCACAACAAAUAGCGGCAGCUAAUCAAAUGUUACAGCUUCAACAACAACAACAACAACAAAAUGGUGGGGGUGUGAGUGGUGGGAGUUAUUUACAACAACAAUCACAGCAACAGCAACAACAACAAUUAAUGCAGCAACAAUCAUCACAACAAGGAGGAGGUAGAGGACAAUAUAAUCAACAAAUAGCCCAGCAACAAUUACGACAGCAAUCACAACAACAACCAAAACAAUCUUCCUCAUCAUCAAAUAAUUAUCCUUAUUCUCAAUCAGCAAUUUCAGCAGCAGAAAAUUUGGCUUCAGCAGCUUUACAUUCAAUUUAUGCAAAUUAUGGGACAUCAAAAAAUUCUUCCUCUUCCCCCUCCUCCUCUCCCUCCUCCUCCUCUUCAUUAUUUGUUGCAAGUUGUCCACCUUGGAGUCGUCCCCUAUUAGAUUCUUCAACAGGUUUAGGCCGUUCUUGCUCAACUUGGAUUAAAUGUCCUUCAAGUUUUACUUGUUAUUCAAACUUCCCAGAUGGAAGAAAUGCUCAUUGUUGUACAACUGUACCUUUGGAUAAUCGUAUUGUAUUUAAAGCUAAUACUGCAGCGAUUUUAGCUGAUGAGCAACAACAGUACCCACAUUUUAACUCGCAAUAUUCAACACAAUAUUCUACACAAAAUAAUGGAACUUUAAAUGUUUCAACUGGUGUUAUUAAUAAUGGUGGUAAUAGUAUUGGUAAAUGCCCUUCUAAUAUGAUUAAUAUUGGUGGGCUUUGUAAACGAAUGUUCUUCAUUGGCCAGCCAGGAUGCGAAACAGACCAACAAUGUACAGCCCGCUCGAACGGCACAGUCUGUACCCGAGGUUAUUGUGCCUGUCCACCCCCUCUUUUAAUUCACGAAUCUCGUUGUGUUCUUCAAUGCCCUGAGGCUAUGUUGACAAUUGCUGGGCGUUGCUACGAUUUGGGAUCAAUUGUCUUUAUGGAUUCUGUUGACAAUAGAGAAAACGGGACAAUUGGAGGGUUUUGUUUAGCUUCUGUUGUUCCAGAAGAGCAAUGCAACGUCAAAAAUGCUUAUUGUAGUGAAAAAAGCUUGACGUGUCAAUGUACUCCAGGAUAUGAAUUGAGGAUUGAUGAUAUUAAUAAUCGAACAGAAAAGGUUGGUUAG